UCAUCACCGGAUGUUGAUACGAGCUUUCAGCAGCUUGGAGCACAGCGCGAGCGCAAACAGGAACAGCUGAAAAAGAACAACAAAGCCACGACGACGACCGCAUAAACAACAGAUGUUUGUCUAAACACACCUUAUAUAUCGCUGACAUUCUUCUAGGUGGAGACAUUUUCUGCCACUGGAACACAUUUGAGAAGUUCAGCUGCCAUCGACAGUCAACAGUCCUCAUGACAAGUGAGUCAGGAACAAGAAGUGCUUGAAGAGAUCAGUGAUUCAUUCAACGAGGAUCUAUUACAACAAGAUCAGGUUUAUUCACACCCACAAAUUUGACGAUGGGACGCAUCUUCUUGGACCACAUUGGAGGAACACGCCUCUUCUCCUGUGCCAACUGUGACACCAUCCUGACCAACAGGUCUGAACUCAUCUCAACGCGUUUCACAGGAGCCACAGGCAGAGCUUUCCUCUUUAACAAGGUGGUGAACCUGCAGUAUAGCGAGGUUCAGGACAGAGUGAUGCUGACAGGCAGACACAUGGUGAGGGAUGUCAGCUGCAAGAACUGCAACAGCAAGCUUGGUUGGAUCUAUGAGUUUGCCACUGAGGACAGUCAGCGGUACAAGGAAGGACGUGUCAUCCUGGAGAGGGCACUAGUGAGGGAGAGUGAAGGCUUUGAGGAGCAUGUUCCCUCUGAUAACUCAUGAGCCCUUAACUUUGGAUUGUUUCUUCCUCCUCUCCUUCUCCUUUAUCCCUUUGCCUCUGCGCUGCACACCUCCACCUGCAGACUUCGUGCUCGGUGAAGUUUUAGCUUCACCUGUCACCCCCUUUCCCUGCUCUGGCCUUGACCUCUGCUGAUUAGAUGAUUGGUUUGCUGGCCCUAUAGGCUUUCCCAAAACACCACCCUCAACCAGCUGGGAGCACAGACGGGGGGUUGUACCUUCAGUUGUUCGAGUGUUUGUACACAGUCACACAGAAUUUUUACACACCUCUGCACAAGGCAUGCUCCACACUUUUUUCUUAAAUGGUUAUUUAACACGUGCAUGGAAAUAGACAUGAUCACUUUGGUUGUUCUGUUUAAUCAGAUGACAGGCAGAAGAGCUGGGAGUGAGUAUCAUCCAGCCAAGCCUGCACAUCAUUCAAACUGAACUGUCACUAUGUAUAUUGCUUUAACGGGGCUUCUGCUUCUGUGUUGUUGUCUUUUUGUCAGUGUGUAUGUCACUGGUGAGCACUGAAUGCAAAUAAGACCACAGUAGUUCUUGCUAUAUCAGUUUCUUGUCAUUAGCUAGUAGCGUAAUGAUUGUAAUAGUAUUUAAAAUAUUUGUUACCAUCCAAAAGAUACCACGAGGACCGCACAGAUUGAUGUCAUAUAUAAGUAUUCAUUGUUGUGUUUGAUGAUGAUAGGAGUUCUGUUUAGAUCUGACUCACAUUUCUGUUUAUCGACAUGACUUGCUUGAAGUGUACAAGUGUCACAUUUAUGCAGUAUUUAGUGUGGAAGUGAUGUGCACUGUAGACAAUCAUACACUUCAGCUGAUAGUUUUGAUUCAGUUGUACCGCCCUCCAUCUAUGACUAUGGUUCUUUGAGCCUGUGUGGUUUGGUGUGUUGUGCAAAGUGUCACCAUGGUGACUUAUGAGGAGGAACAUUUACCUUCAAGCCAUGUCUCCAGUGUGACAAAGGAGGAAUGUGUGAGAUGUGAUGAAGAUGUUCUGUGGCUGCCUGUUGGCGUGAAAACAGGAUAAUGAGAGGAAGGCUUGUUGAUGGUUUGGAAGCAGCAGCACAAGGAGACAAAUAGAAAGCUAACAGCAGACAUUCACUUACUAGUUUCUCUUCAGUUAGUUACUCUGUAGUAAAAAGACAUUUAGAAUAUGUUAAAGCCAAGCCUUUGACAGUGCUUCAUUUAGCUAAAUAUGGUCGACUGAAAAAGAGUUAAACUGUUGGAAUAGUGGUGCAUCUUUUUUUUAGAAAUCCUUGGCUUUGGGCACUUUUAGUCAUAAGACAACUUUUAUUUUGACAGCAUAAAGCAAAGAAGCUUUAAUGGAGUCUUUGUCCUCUGACUAUGCCAGCAUCUCUGUUUUAUAUACUCAGUGCUGGGGUAAGAUUUAAAUCAAAAUGUCAAAAACGUACAAAAAAUAAAUCUCAAUCUGUGUGA
Messenger RNA from Notolabrus celidotus (New Zealand spotty), 2138 nucleotides. Its product is annotated as protein yippee-like 5. The transcript is spliced from 4 exons. The record is from RefSeq and is a predicted model, not a curated record. The coding region runs from base 330 to 695 and encodes 121 amino acids. Lineage: Eukaryota; Metazoa; Chordata; Actinopteri; Labriformes; Labridae.